UCCCUCUUCUUCAUCUCUUUCUCUCUCUGUUAUUUUUUCCUUUCUCUCUGCAUCUGCCCCUCCAACAUCAACUCCGCCUCUCUCUCUCUCUCCCUCUCCCCCCACCCCAAUUUUUUUUUUUUUUUUUUGGUCGAUCUCCCCGCUUCAUUCACUUACGCAUAUAUGCGUUCUUAGUUCUCUCACCACCACCAACUCAGUCCAUAAAACAACCCCGAGAGACCCAGCAGAACAGUUGCUUUUGUUCAAGGAAGGGUGACCGGACAACCAGAUCUAACCUCCCUUGUCGAAGCUUUUUCCAAUAUCGAAGGCUUUCCUGAGAUAUAAGAGCGCUUUACCACAGAGAGAGAGAGAGAGAGAGAGAGAGAUUUCUGGAGAAUGUUUUGAAAAAGGAAAGGAAAGACAGAGAAUGUUCUCGUUAGAUUCACUCCGACAUCUUAGGAGGCGUUUCAUAUGCUUUUAGCCUGAUUUUCGUCUGCCAAAAGGGACCAUUUCACAAAAAAUUGUUAAUCUUUGGCUUUAUCUUCAGUUUUUUUUUUUUUUUAUUCUGCUUUUCUCGUGCAUUGGUACUUAAAACCCCCUCCCCAAAAAAAAAUAGAAAACAAAGAAAUUCGAGACAAAAUCUGAGGGUCAGCUCAAGUACCAUAAGUUUUCCUAAGGAUAGGACAAUAUAGGGGUUCAAAAAGGUCAAACCUAGUAUUGCGCUUAACAGUGCUGAAGGAGAGAAGAGGAUAUAAUCAGUAUUUGCUUCACUUUUGGAACUAGGGUUUCUAGCUUCUUCGUUAACAUGCCAGCUGGAAUCAUGAUUCCGGCAAGGAACAUGUCGUCAUCGCCGAUGAUCGGAUCCAAUGGAAAUGCCAGUGGGUAUGGAUCGUCUUCCGGGCUCACCCUCGGUCAGCCAAACAUGAUGGAAAGCCUUCAUCAUCAUCAGCUUCACCACCCCUUAGACAUGGCUCAUCAGACCCCGUCAGAGAGCGAACUUGCUCGGCUCCGAGAUGAAGAGUUCGAGAUUAGCACAAAGUCGGGGAGCGAAAACCAGGAAGGUCAAUCUGGAGACGACAUGCAGGAUCUUCAGCGUCCCAAUAAGAAGAAGCGAUACCAUCGUCACACCCAGCAUCAAAUCCAAGAGAUGGAAGCUUUUUUUAAGGAAUGUCCGCAUCCAGAUGACAAGCAGAGGAAGGAACUCAGCCGUCAAUUAGGCUUAGAGCCUUUGCAAGUCAAGUUUUGGUUCCAAAACAAGCGCACUCAAAUGAAGACACAGCACGAGCGCGGCGAGAACACGCAGCUCCGAGCGGAGAAUGACAAGCUUAGGGCCGACAAUAUGAGGUACAGGGAGGCACUAAGUAAUGCCACAUGUCCCAACUGUGGAGGGCCGACAGCCAUCGGAGAGAUGUCAUUCGAUGAACACCACUUGAGAUUGGAAAAUGCACGUCUAAGAGAAGAGAUCGAUAGAAUUUCAGCUAUCGCUGCCAAGUAUGUGGGCAAGCCAGUGGUGAACUAUCCUCUUCUUUCCCCUUCGGCUCCACCUCGUCCACUUGACCUCGGAGUCGGAGGUUUUGGGGGUCAAUCUAGCGUAGGAGAGAAGAUUUAUGGAGCUGGAGACCUUCUCAAGUCAAUUGGCGCCCCGACAGAAGCCGACAAGCCAAUGAUCAUUGAGCUGGCGGUCGCAGCCAUGGAGGAAUUGAUCAGGAUGGCCCAGAUGGGAGAGCCCCUCUGGAGUGAGAGCUUGGAUGGCAAUUCAUCAAGUGUGCUAAAUGAAGAUGAGUACAUGAAAACAUUUCCUCGGGGUAUCGGGCCAAAGCCUGCUGGAUUUAACACCGAAGCUUCACGAGAAAGUGCUGUUGUCAUUAUGGAUCACAUCAACCUUGUUGAGAUUCUCAUGGAUGUGAAUCAAUGGUCGACAGUUUUCUCCAGCAUUGUCUCACGAGCUGCAACAUUGGAAGUACUAUCAACAGGAGUAGCUGGCAACUACAAUGGAGCUUUGCAAGUGAUGACAGCUGAAUUUCAAGUUCCUACACCACUUGUUCCAACUCGCGAAGUCUACUUUGUUCGGUACUGUAAACAGCACGGUGAUGGGGCUUGGGCUGUUGUUGAUGUUUCCUUGGACAAUGUACGCCCAAGCCCGAUUGUCAGGUGCCGAAGAAGGCCUUCAGGAUGUGUAAUUCAAGAAAUGCCAAAUGGAUAUUCCAAGGUUACAUGGGUUGAGAAUGUGGAAGUGGAUGAUAGAGGAGUCCACAGCUUAUACAAGCAGCUUGUUAAUUCUGGUCACGCCCUUGGGGCUAAACGGUGGGUCGCCACCUUAGAUAGACAAUGUGAACGCCUUGCCAGUGCCAUGGCAACAAAUAUUCCUAAUACCGAUGUCGGAGUGAUAACGAGUCAAGAAGGAAGAAAGAGCAUGCUAAAACUAGCCGAGAGAAUGGUGAUAAGCUUCUGCGCCGGAGUCAGCGCAUCUACAGCUCACACAUGGACGACAUUAUCAGGGACAGGUGCCGACGAUGUGAGGGUCAUGACCAGGAAAAGUAUAGACGAUCCGGGUAGACCCCCCGGUAUAGUACUGAGUGCUGCGACUUCUUUCUGGCUUCCGGUGCUGCCAAAUAGAGUCUUCGAUUUCCUCCGUGAUGAGAAUUCUCGAAGCGAGUGGGAUAUUCUCUCGAACGGAGGGGUGGUUCAAGAAAUGGCGCAUAUCGCAAAUGGCAGGGACACUGGCAACUGUGUAUCUCUACUACGAGUAAAUAGUGCUAACUCAAGCCAAAGCAACAUGCUGAUCUUGCAAGAGAGUUGCACCGACUCUGCCGGUUCUUUCGUAAUUUACGCUCCGGUGGAUAUCGUCGCUAUGAAUGUGGUACUGAACGGUGGGGAUCCAGAUUAUGUCGCGCUUCUUCCUUCAGGGUUUGCAAUACUGCCUGAUGGUUCGGCCAUGCAAGGUGGCAAUGAUCAACAGGGAGUGGGAUCUGGUGGUGGGUCUCUCCUCACAGUGGCAUUCCAGAUUCUGGUUGAUUCAGUUCCUACUGCUAAGCUCUCUCUUGGGUCAGUUGCGACUGUUAACAAUUUGAUCGCUUGCACUGUCGAGAGGAUCCGGGCUUCAUUAUCGUGUGAAAGUGCAUAACUCUGCAGUCUAAUGUCCAGGAGCUGAAUUGCAGUGCUCUGCAGAUGUAGGACAUCACAGAAGCAACGUUAAGAAAGAACUCGCAGCUUUUGAUGUUCAAGCAGAAACAUCAGCUUAUAUCGAAUUUGGAGAAGUCAAGAUCGCACCUUACUUGCAAGGAUUAAGGGGUUCGGGUAUUGACUUCCCAGGAAAAAGUGAAGGCAGGGAAACUAACACGAAACAUUACAUUUCCUGAGUUUCGACUUCUCUUUUGACCAAGUUUUGAGAACUUCUGUAGUUUAAGCUUUAGCUUAGAGCGGUAGUGGUAAAGUUUUCAGUUGCGUGAUCCAUCAAAAGUUCCUUUGGGUUAUUUUUUUCUUGAUCCACUCUCAAAGUAACCCCCCACUGCAACUGUCAAUGAUAUGAACAAUACUGGUCCAUUUGUUGUUCUCACUUUUUCUCUCUGAUGUGCUAAUGUCCAAGCAAAUUCUAAUUUG
Messenger RNA from Eucalyptus grandis, 3579 nucleotides. Its product is annotated as homeobox-leucine zipper protein HDG2. The record is from RefSeq and is a predicted model, not a curated record. Gene Ontology annotation, biological process: regulation of DNA-templated transcription. Gene Ontology annotation, molecular function: DNA-binding transcription factor activity, RNA polymerase II-specific; lipid binding; DNA binding. Lineage: Eukaryota; Viridiplantae; Streptophyta; Magnoliopsida; Myrtales; Myrtaceae.